Messenger RNA from Pollicipes pollicipes, 2390 nucleotides. RefSeq names its product esterase E4. The transcript is spliced from 9 exons. NCBI's taxonomy places the organism in Eukaryota, Metazoa, Arthropoda, Thecostraca, Pollicipedomorpha, Pollicipedidae. The record is from RefSeq and is a predicted model, not a curated record. The coding region runs from base 33 to 1763 and encodes 576 amino acids.
UCUCGCGGCGCACCUCGGGAAGGAGCCACGCCAUGCAGCUCCAGCUGACGCCGAUGCUGCUGCUGCUGCUGCUGCUGGCCGCCGGGCCGGCGCGGGGCGCUGCACCGGAGGUCAGCCUCACGCAGGGCAAGCUGGUCGGCCGGAUCGACAGCAGCGCCGCCGGCCAGCCCUUCCACUCAUUCCAGGGAAUCCCGUACGCCCUACCACCGGUCGGCGAGCUACGCUUCAAGCGCACAGCUCCUGCCGAGGGCUGGACGGGGACCCGGGACGCCACGGCUCCCGGCAACAUGUGUCCCCAGUUCUUCUUGGGCCAGUACCAGGGCGACGAAGACUGCCUCUUCCUCAACGUCUACACUCCUAAGCUCCCGAGUGAGGCGGAGCGGCCGCUGGACGUCAUGGUGUGGAUCCACGGCGGCGCCUUCCUCUUCGGCUCCGGCAACCCUGACCAGUACGGGCCCGGCUACUUCAUGGACGAGAACGUCGUUCUUGUCACGCUCAACUACCGGCUCGGGGCGCUUGGCUUCCUCAGCACCGACGACGACGAGGCCUGGGGCAACUACGGCCUGUACGACCAGAACAUGGCGCUGCUGUGGGUGCAGCAGAACAUCGCCGCGUUCGGCGGUGAUCCCGGCCGCGUCACCAUCUUCGGCGAGAGUGCCGGCGGUACCUCCGUCCACUACCAGAUCAUAUCGCCGCUCUCCCGCGGCCUGUUCGGCCGCGCCAUCUCGCAGUCGGCCACGGCACUGGUGUACUGGGCGAACGGGGUGGACCAGCGCCACGUGGCCGAGCGGCAGGCGGCGGUGCUCGACUGCCCUACCGACACAAGUCGCCAGCUGGUCGACUGUCUGCGCGCCAUCCCGGCCAAGGAGAUCAUCAUGUCGGGUGACAAGGCGUUCAAGCUCUGGUCCAUCUAUCCGGCCACGUUCACAUUCCGGCCGAACGUCGAGCCGGGCGUGGAGGGCGCCUUCCUGCCGGACGACCCGCGCACGCUGCUCGACGCCGCCGACUUCAGCGCCGUGCCCUGGAUCGCCGGCGUCAAUCACGACGAGGGCGGCACGUUCGCCAACUUUCAUCUCCUGAAUGCCUCGGCGCUGGAAGAGCUGCGGAACAAGCCUGAUGAGAUGGGGCCGCUCUGGCUGGGGAUGCAGAACACAGCCAAGGAUCCGGCCGACAUCUACCGGCGAAUCAAGAACUUCUACUUUGGCGAUCAGGAGCCAGGCCUCACCACUGCGCAUCAAUUCAACAAAGUGGAGGGUGACCGAUACUUUCUGACGGGCGUGGACGCAGCCGUACGGGCCCACGCCCGGGCCAACCUGGCGCCCGUCUACAAGUACGUCAUCGAACAGGCGCCCAGUAUCGCGUUUCCAGGCAUGCUGGCCGGAUCUUUUGGCAACAAGGAGCUGCAGCACUUUCCCUGGGGCACGUGCCACUUCGACGAUAUCCGGUUCCUGUUCACGGGCGAACUGUUCCCGGAUGAUCCCACCGACAAGAAGUUUGCGCGAGCGCUGACCAACAUCUGGGCCAACUUCGCCAAGACGGGCCGGCCGACUACCAACCUGGUGGAUCUGCCAGAGUGGGAGCCGUACAGCGAGGCCCGCCAAAACCACAUGCGCCUCUCGCUGACGCCAGCCGUCGGCGCUGCCGCCUUCCAGGAGCGCGUUCAGUUCUGGCACGGCCUGGAGCUGGAGGAAGGCUGGAGGGCGCCGCGCACACUCCGCGUCCGGGAAGGGGGUGCCACCGGAGCGGCGCGCGACGAGCUCUAGGCGGCGCCAGUUCCGGCGGCGAUACGGCUUUGGAGGGGAGCGCCAGGUCCCGGAGGACCAGAGCGGCGGGACGACUCGAAACAGGCCGGAGCGAGCUGAACAGUUGGGAAAUGGCACAUGCAGAAGGCCUCAGUCCCCUGUUUAGGUGUGUACAUACCUUAUAGCUCCGAAUGCUCAGUAGUGGUGACGGGACUGUCUGCAUCACAGCUCAGUGCACUAGGCAUACCUCAUUUUACCUCGUAGGAAGAACGUUUUCCGCACGCAAGUGUCGAAGAGCAGACGCCGACUCUGGUACGUCUCUGCUGCUAUUAUAUGCCGUUGUUUGCCUUCAUCCGUUAUGCUGAUCUUGUGCAUAAUGCUACAUGAAUGGUACCGCGCACCGUUUCAAAAUGCAGUUGGGAUCGCUGCCAUUCUGCUGCUCAAGUAGCAUGCCGUCUCAUGGAUAUAUUGUAUGGAUGAUUCUUGGGGGUUGUUAUCAAUUAACGGAUGGGUUUUAUAUAUUUUGCGUAGCAUUUCGUGCAGUUUUAUUCGCUAGGCAGAGAUUGGUGUCUCCCCAUAACUUUUGUUCAAAGUGCGUCAUUCUUUAAGAAGUGCCUACUCUGGAUGAAUAAAAAUGGUUCGUCACAA